GGCAGAUGGCUUAUGUUUCGGAGCUGCUGCUGUCAGCGGGCGCUCGUGAUGUCUGGAUGGUCAAUGCCAUUAUGAAGAAAGGGCGGCCAGGCGUGGUGCUCCAUGUGCUGUGCGAUCGCAGUCAAUGCGACGAUAUGCUCUCAAUCAUUCUCAAUGAGACCACCACACUGGGAGUGCGCAUAGUGCCAUGUGAGCGUGUGGCAAUGCAGAGGCUCAUAGAGAGUGCUCUCACGCCCUGGGGAUGGGUGCCAGUGAAGGCUGGAUAUUUGCAGGGAAAACUG
Molecule: messenger RNA, 281 nt
Organism: Closterium sp. Naga37s-1
Lineage: Eukaryota; Viridiplantae; Streptophyta; Zygnematophyceae; Desmidiales; Closteriaceae
Source: the annotation of a GenBank genome assembly